Messenger RNA from Symbiodinium sp. CCMP2456, 969 nucleotides. NCBI's taxonomy places the organism in Eukaryota, Dinophyceae, Suessiales, Symbiodiniaceae. The record is from the annotation of a GenBank genome assembly.
AUGCAGUUCUUACCGCUUUGGAUGGCACCGUGGCUGUUGUCAGCAGUCGCGGCAACUUCUUUGGUGGCUGUUCACUGGAGCAUGCCGAAUUAUCGUGUGCCUCAAGAAAUCCUCAUCUCCAUCACAAGCUCCUGUACCAUGAUGUUGCCACAGGGCUUCCUUGAUUCGCAAUGCGGAUUUGUGGUGUCAGACGCGAUUUGGAGCAUGCUGCUUGGUACGAUUUGGGGCAUGCUGGCAUCGAUUCCCUACACCAUCGCCUGCAGAGCCAAACUGCAAAGCCACGAGUUGAUGCUGCAGCAGAUGGCUUCUUUCGAAUGUCGGGCAGCAGAAUGCACGAUAGAGGCUGACCGGAUCCUCGUGGAACAGGUGGUCCAGACACUUUUCAAGUCGGAACACGAAGAAGAACCGGUGGUUCAGGCGGCAUCCUCUCCUGGAACCUACGAACACCUGCAGACAGAAUCGGGUGCCGAUAGUAGUGUUGCAUCCUGGGUGCCAUCCACUACAUACCAGGUCGGUUCCGAGACAACGGGGAUCCUACACAACAAUGUGGCCAGCCCUGGAACUGAUCAGGAAGCAUUGGACGCUUUCAACAGCUACAUUCGUGGUCCCCUUCGUCGUGCAGUGAUGGAGAGUGUCGGAAACCAGCUGCAUCUGCCUUACCGCAUUUGCUUGGUAGCUGCUUUGCCCCUGAUCUUGUAUUUCCCUGUGGAUCUUCUCCAAUGCGGUGACGAUUGCAGGUCCCGCUAUAAUUACCCGUCCCUCAAGAACGUCUUCCUGUCGGAGAUGCUAGCCUGGCUUGUUAACACAUUUUUGGUGUUUCCCAUCUUCUGUCCGAUUCUUCUUCGCAUGCUAAAGCAUGCCUUCACCGUCCAAUCACAGAAGUUACAACUUGUGUUGGCAAUUCUCAGCACCGUCUUGACCUUUAGCUAUGGUUUUCUGUGCGCUGGAGUGGUGGGUGGACUUGUGUAG